UCGUGGGACUUUCCUACUUUUUAACAAAUAGUGUUGGUGCAACUAAGGAUGUUUUUGAUAAGAGACUUGAUGGAUGCAUAAUGAUAUUUGCUGUGAUGUAGUACUGAACGAAUUUCAGUGUGUUUGUAAUGGUGGAUAUUUUUUUAUUUGGGAGUUGUAGUAUAAAUAUAAUUCAAGGCAACAAAUACAAUACGAAUGCCCCACGAAUAGAGGUAUCACUUGUGACUAACACAUUUCCCGCCUUGUGUCAGUCAGUGUAAUAUUGUAAAUGCCCGAACUCUAUGGAAAGAUUCACCAUUCACCCAAGUUAAGUUGAAAUCGUGCUAGUGCUGUCUGACAUCACGUGUGACGAAAGUAGGAAUGUACUGAUGGAGACAGAUCCAUAGUUCACUCCCCGAUUUUAAUUGUGGGGACAAUUGGAAUAUUCAGCAUUUCUGGAUGGCAAGAUUGGGUGGGAGUUUUCAGUGGUGUUGUCUUGAGGUUAGGCAUUUGGAAAUGGGUUAAGGUAAAGAUUUUGGUAUUGCUAGAAUGAAAUAAAACGCCAACCUCAUUUCGGAAUUAUCGUUACAAAGGACUUACUGUUUCCUCUCUCCCCAAAUAAUGUGUUUUGGAAGCGGUGCAGCGCCUCGGUCUCGCUGCGAUGAAGUGGGACGGGGAGGGGAUAUUAUCCAGGGCGAGGUUGGCAGUUGAGACAGGAACGCGUAGUGGGAAACAAAGCAAGGACAUCAGACAUGAAUUCAUCCUGGUAACAUUUGCAUAGGCUUCCGUUAUGUUUUCAUUGUCAAAGCAGUUUUUCAUCCACACUACGAUGGAUGCUGUGUGUAUGGCGCCUCUAUUGUGCCACUGAGGACUCGUUGGAAAUACAAUAAUCGGACUGAAGGUGACGCAACGUAUUUUUAUUGAAACUAUACAUUCCCUCUACAUUUGCGACAUGAUCUGUUAAACGCUCAUCAUCGGUGGAUUUGAGACGACUGGGCUAUAGCCGACUUUUUCGAAAUGAUCACAAACUGUUCUUGAUAGUGGACUUCCGUUUUUGAAUCCGUAUGUUCUUAAUGAUUUCAUAUUUCUGGCAGUUAUAUUAUAGCAUAUAAUAAGACGCGUGGAAGUAAACAAAUAUAUAUACAUUGAUACAGAGGUAGAAAAUGAACGGGUUCCAGACCAGUCCUCCUGAAUGUCCAGACAGCGUCUGUUCAAUCGAAGGACUACCCCCUUUGCCAAAAGGCCUCAGCGGCAUCCUGAACUCCAGUGGUGGCUCAUGGAGGGACAUCAAAAAAGUCUACAGUAAACUGACACGCAUUCAGGCCGACAUUAGCGAGUCUACAGUGAUCGACUCUCUCGGCCGCAGCAAGCCUGCAAGUCUGGACGCAGGGCUCGCAGUGCUGCGCGAAGAAAUGGUGGGACUCAGACAGUUGGACAUGUCUCUGCAAUGUCAGCUGUGGUCUCUCUAUGAGUCCAUCCAGGAGUACAAGGGAGCCUUUCAGGACAUCUCCAACUCUCUGCUGUCAGAGAGCAGCAUCACUACAGAAAAUAGUUACUCUGAGGAAGAGGAUGAUUAUGAAGAGGAGGAGAAUGAUGGUGAUAAUGUACCUCAGAAUCUACCUGGCACUUCACUGACUCUCCAGUCAACUCAAAACUCCCGGGACCAAUGGAUCAAAGAGUCUUUCCACAUUUCCUUAUAAACCAACUAAUAUUUUUCCUGUAUUUACAUAAUAUAAUCUGUUUCCUGUUCUGUAUAGCUGUUUUAUUAUUUAUUAUACUUGUACCCAGCUAGCUAGGUUAUUGGCAGAAGAACAUUUUUAUACUGGUGCCCUACUGAUGAACGGUCUCCAUCACACAAGGAGCUGACAUUUUCAACAAAACCUUGUUACUAUACAAUCCUUCGUUAAAGAGACCUUGCUUGUUGAUUUGGACUAAUUGUACGUAUCUUGAAAACACAAGCCAAUUAAGGCAUAUUUCAAAUACCUGAUGAUUUAUAUAUCUAUAUACAUAUUACAUAUACAUGAUUGUAAAUGCCUUGUAAUUUACUCCUUUAUCGGAGUAAAACAUUUUUCUCUAAAUAUAAUUUUCUUCUCUACAAUUUUAAGAUUGAAUGUAAUCUUAGACACAUAGUCACAUACACACAAUGUCAGUAUUUCUCCUUUUUGUUUGUUGUGAUGGGAAGUUUAUGUAUUGAGCUUUUUUAAUAUCUUGGCAUAAAAAAUAAAAAAUGUUAUGGACAGUAA
This is a messenger RNA of Oncorhynchus gorbuscha (pink salmon), 2222 nucleotides long. Its product is annotated as leucine repeat adapter protein 25-like. The record is from RefSeq and is a predicted model, not a curated record. Bases 1143 to 1679 code for a protein of 178 amino acids. Lineage: Eukaryota; Metazoa; Chordata; Actinopteri; Salmoniformes; Salmonidae. The transcript is spliced from 2 exons.